AUGCACGGGGGUGGUGCGGGUAUUGGCGGGGGUUCUAUGGUCGGACAGAACUCAAUAUUUGGGUGCUCGGCUGCAGGACACAGCGGGGUUAACCAGCUUGGCGGUGUUUACGUCAACGGCCGACCAUUACCAGACUCUACCAGGCAGAAGAUCGUCGAACUGGCCCACAGUGGCGCGAGGCCCUGCGACAUUUCGCGCAUACUGCAAGUCAGCAACGGAUGCGUUUCCAAGAUCCUCGGCAGGUAUUACGAGACCGGUUCGAUCAAGCCACGUGCAAUCGGCGGUAGCAAGCCGCGCGUGGCUACCACGCCGGUGGUGAACAAAAUCGCUGAUUACAAGCGGGAAUGCCCGUCGAUCUUCGCUUGGGAGAUCCGCGAUCGACUUCUGCAAGAAGGUGUUUGCAACAACGACAACAUUCCGAGCGUAAGUGAAACGCACAGCUAG
Molecule: messenger RNA, 444 nt
Organism: Heterotrigona itama
Lineage: Eukaryota; Metazoa; Arthropoda; Insecta; Hymenoptera; Apidae
Source: the annotation of a GenBank genome assembly